GAGCUGCUCGGCCGGCGGCGCAGCCCAGGGCGGACACGGACACGGCGGCUGCGAAGACUCAAAAGGUUCUGCUGGAAAUUCCGCGGCGCUGGGGGACCCCAGCAGGAGCCUGUUGCCAUUGUGUUUUAAAAGCAUGCAAGGUCUGUAUGGCUUGGGCAUGAGGAUCUUUCAGAAGAUGUCAGAGCAUCCGAGUAAAUGACACCUAUUGGGGCAUUGCAUUGGGGGUAAAGACCGAGAGAGAAAGAAAGACCGCGGGGAGGAAAUUCUUAGAGAACGUCUGACUCGCGGCUGUGAAAUUCAUUUUCUUUCCAAGGCAAAAUCUGAGAAGCCCGCACAUGGUCUUUGAUAACAACAAAUUAAAGGGGUUUCUGCCGUGAAAGGAUCAAUAGCUUAGUCAUUUUACGUCAGGAGAGCAGGCAGCCUUAUUAUGGGGUUAGGCAUCUGAAAUGAAUUUCCUCAUGACAGCACCUUCUGAAGUCAUGAUGGUAGGUAAUUCCGUCCUGCAAAGCAGAAAUUGCUCCCUGCCUUCCUACUUUUGCAGUUGAAAACCGGCAGUUCUGAGAUUUUGGGGGAAGAAGUUGGCUUUGGUUAUACAUGGUGUCUGGCCCCUUUGCCCAGGUCUUUGUCCGACUCGUCUCAGAAGGCAGCACUGCGUUGAAGUGACCACACAGGAAUAUGUGCCUCAGAAAGAAGAAAAAGCAAUAUUCAUUUCUAAAGGACAGCAUGGCAAAGCAGCCUGAAGUUUUCCAUUUCCCUUCUAACACUUCUUUAACAAGGAUAACCAGAAACUGUCUUUUGACUCCCCCUUUCCCACAUUCCAGAGUCCUUCCUACGAGGAUGCAUUAAUUUACACUCUAGGCGCUUGGAUUUUUUACCAGGACAAUAUUUGCCACCAUUUAGGAUAAACGAUUGAACUGGUUAUUUUAGUGUUUUGACUAAUGAGUGGAACCUAAAUGGAUGGACCCAUACCGGCAGUGCUCUGUGAUGUUUCUUCCUUCAGAUCCUGGAAGGGCUUUUGUUGUUGCUAUUUGUUUUUUUGGGGGGAGGGGUGCUUUUUUUUUUUUUGAAUUCAGUACUUGUUGCAAUAAUUGCCCAUGAUAGCUGCUCAAACAGGAGAGUUGGAAUUCAUCUGUGAAAAUCACUACAUGUAGCAUAUGAGACCAGGAAAAUCUUGAUGAGAGAAGACCUGCAAAUAUGAUGCACGUGAAUAACUUCCCCUUUAGAAGGCAUUCCUGGAUCUGUUUUGAUGUGGACAAUGGCACAUCUGCGGGACGGAGUCCCUUGGAUCCCAUGACCAGCCCAGGAUCUGGGCUAAUUCUCCAAGCAAACUUUGUCCACAGUCAACGUCGCGAGUCGUUUCUGUAUCGAUCCGACAGCGAUUAUGACCUCUCUCCAAAGUCUAUGUCCCGGAACUCCUCCAUUGCCAGUGAUAUACACGGAGAUGACUUGAUUGUGACUCCAUUUGCUCAGGUCUUGGCCAGCCUGCGAACUGUACGGAACAACUUUGCUGCAUUAACUAAUAUGCAAGAUCGAGCACCUAGCAAAAGAUCACCCAUGUGCAAUCAACCGUCCAUCAACAAAGCCACCAUAACAGAGGAGGCCUACCAGAAACUGGCCAGCGAGACCCUGGAGGAGCUGGACUGGUGUCUGGACCAGCUAGAGACCCUGCAGACCAGGCACUCCGUCAGUGAGAUGGCCUCCAACAAGUUUAAAAGGAUGCUUAAUCGGGAGCUCACCCAUCUCUCUGAAAUGAGUAGAUCUGGAAAUCAAGUGUCGGAGUAUAUAUCAAACACAUUCUUAGAUAAGCAACAUGAAGUGGAAAUUCCUUCUCCGACUCAGAAGGAAAAGGAGAAAAAGAAAAGGCCAAUGUCUCAGAUUAGUGGGGUCAAGAAGUUGAUGCACAGUUCCAGUUUGACCAAUUCAAGCAUCCCGAGGUUUGGGGUUAAAACCGAACAAGAAGACGUCCUUGCCAAGGAACUAGAAGAGGUGAACAAAUGGGGUCUUCAUGUUUUCAGAAUAGCAGAGCUGUCUGGUAACCGGCCUCUGACUGUUAUCAUGCACACCAUCUUUCAGGAACGGGAUUUAUUGAAAACAUUUAAAAUUCCAGUAGACACUUUAGUUACAUACCUUAUGACCCUGGAAGACCAUUACCACGCUGACGUGGCCUACCACAACAAUAUUCAUGCUGCAGACGUGGUCCAGUCGACGCAUGUGCUGUUAUCUACACCUGCUUUGGAGGCUGUGUUUACAGAUUUGGAGAUUCUUGCAGCAAUUUUUGCCAGUGCAAUACAUGAUGUAGAUCAUCCUGGUGUGUCCAAUCAGUUUCUGAUCAAUACAAAUUCUGAACUUGCCUUGAUGUACAAUGAUUCUUCUGUCUUGGAGAACCAUCAUUUGGCCGUGGGCUUUAAGUUGCUUCAAGAAGAAAACUGUGACAUUUUCCAGAAUUUGACCAAAAAGCAAAGACAAUCAUUAAGGAAAAUGGUCAUUGACAUUGUACUUGCAACAGACAUGUCAAAACACAUGAAUCUACUGGCUGAUUUGAAAACUAUGGUUGAAACUAAGAAAGUGACCAGUUCUGGAGUUCUUCUUCUUGAUAAUUAUUCUGACAGAAUUCAGGUCCUCCAGAAUAUGGUGCACUGUGCGGACCUGAGCAACCCGACAAAGCCGCUGCAGCUGUACCGCCAGUGGACGGACCGCAUAAUGGAGGAGUUCUUCCGCCAAGGAGACCGCGAGCGGGAGCGGGGCAUGGAGAUAAGUCCCAUGUGUGACAAGCACAAUGCAUCUGUGGAGAAAUCACAGGUGGGCUUCAUAGACUAUAUCGUUCACCCCCUCUGGGAGACGUGGGCAGACCUUGUCCAUCCUGAUGCCCAGGACAUUUUGGACACUUUGGAGGACAAUCGUGAAUGGUACCAGAGCACAAUUCCUCAGAGCCCCUCCCCAGCACCUGAUGACCAGGAGGAGGGCCGGCAGGGCCAGACUGAGAAGUUCCAGUUUGAACUCACUUUAGAGGAGGAUGGCGAGUCCGACACUGAAAAGGACAGUGGAAGUCAAGUAGAAGAAGACACUAGCUGCAGUGACUCCAAGACUCUCUGCACUCAAGACUCGGAGUCGACCGAGGUUCCCCUUGACGAACAGGUCGAAGAAGAAGCAGUGGGGGACGAGGAGGAAAGCCAGCCCGAAGCCUGCGUCAUCGAUGAUCACUCUCCCGACACGUAACAGUGCAGAGGACGUUCAUGCCUUUUUCUUUUUUUUAGUAGAAAAAAUUGUUUCCAAAGUGCAUGUCACAUGCCACAACCAUGGUCACACCUCACUGUCAUCUGCCAGGACGUUUGUUGAACAAAACUGACCUUGACUACUCAGUCCGGAGCUCAGGAAUAUUGUAACCAGUUUUUUCACCUCCAUGUCACCAGACCGAGGGGGGCAUCUUCACGGACAGCAUUUUAACAAGAUGUCAGCUUGGUAGAGCUGACAAAGCAGAGAAAAAUCAAUUCCAAAAUAUUUCCAAGGGAGUGUGGCUCAUCAGGCAGCCCAGAAGUUGAUAUGACUUGGGGUUUCUUUUCUUUUUAUUUGUUUGCAAUAUUUUCAGCAGAAAGAAGGCAUUACACAGACAGAGUGAACUCGUGAAUGAAACAACAAAUGGGUCAGGAACAGGACACAGCGCGAAUCUGUUACCAGGAGGAAGAUGAGCCACAGAAAUUGCAUAAUUUUCUAAUUUCAAGUCUUCCUGAUACAUGACUGAAUAGUGUGGUUCAGUGAGCUGCACUGACCUCUAUAUUUUGUAUGAUAUGUAAAACAGAAUUUUUGUAGAGCUUACUUUUAUUAUUAAAUGUAUUGAAGUAUUAUAUUUAAAAAAAAACACAAAACUAUGUUCAGAACUUCAUCUGCCACUGGUUAUUUUUUUCUAAGGAGUAACUUGCAAGUUUUCAGUACCAAUCUGUGCUACACUGGAUAAAUCUAAUUUACGAAUUUUACUUGCACCUUAUAGUUCAUAGCAAUUAACUGAUUUGUAGUGAUUCCUUGUUUUAUAUACCAAUGACUUCCAUAUUUUAAAACAAAAGCAAAUUUUAAGUUGCAGGAAACUUUGUAGGUCUUCAUUUACUUUUUUUGUUUCAUUCUUUUCAGAUAAGCAGAGUUGCUCUUCACUGUUUUUCUUCAUGGUGUGCAAAGUGAAUAUUUGUUCAGUAAUACUUUGAUGUGCGUUCUUUCUAAUGUGUCUUAAGCCUCAUGCACACUCAAUCAUCCAUUGGUGUUGUCUGAAGCAAGUGAGAGAUAUAUAAAUACCCAGUAGCUAAAAUGGUCAGUCUUUUUUAGAUAUUUUCCUACGUAGUGUCUUCUGAUAACUUUUUGCUAUGUCGGUAGACCCUCAUUUCACAAGUGCAUGUCUUUGUAAUGACCCACAUAUGUCAUGCUCAUUUUCAGUGUUUUCACAGUCAUAGGACGAAAAACUUUUGCCCCUUGUGCUGCUCUGUCAUUUAGCGUGUGUUUGAACCUCUGUCCACCUUCACUAGAUAGGGUCUUAUCAAAUAUAUCAUUGCCAUUUUGAUUGAUGGGGGAAAAGCAGAUAGUCAAGUUAGGGUUAGCAUUCAUUUCUACUGCGAGGUCAUGUAGAAUGACUAGCUUUUACUCUUGAUUUACAGAGAAAAGCUAACAGCUAGUUAGGCAGUGUUAACAAUAUUAGCGGAAUAUAUUAACAAACACCACCAGUACAACUAAUGUGCGUUUGUUUCCAUGAUUUUGCCAUGGGAGUAAGAACUAUAUAAGGAAUAUUCUGGAGAAGUGAUUUUUAAAUGUAGGAACUACCCUUCCUUAAUAGACAAGUACUUAAUAUGUAGAAAUUGCUUUAUUGGUUAUCGGUUCAUCGGUAGGUCUUGUAGAGGAGAACUUCUGUAAUAUCCUGAAGGAAAGUCAUUGAUGAUGCCACUAGCACCAGUGGUUUGGUAAUAUAAUGCCCUCCUAAAAUACUGGGUUGAGUAAAAAGAUUCUGCUGAAAUUAAAAAAAAAAAAAAUGAGAGAUCACUUUGGGCUGAAUUUGGCACCAAGAACUAUUGCAAUUUUAGAGAUUAAUUUCCAGUAUUUAUCAUCAGUUGGCAUCUUGGGGCAUUUAUUUACUUUGGACUUUUUUUUCCAUUUUAGCUCUGAACAAAGUGUUUACCUUUUCUGUGAAAAGAUUGGAACCCAAAUAAUCAUUUUCAAAUUGAUAUCUAAGAAUUGGCAUAGAACUAAAGGGGGGUGUCUGACUAAAUGGAAAAUAAAUAAACACUUAACAAAAAGUGUAACCCUGAAAAACAUUGAUAUUUAGGAAGGCAGGAAGCCUUCUGGGGGAUGAAUAAUGAAGUCAUCAGCCAGAAAAAUGGCCUAUGCUGAAGAUAGCUCCUGUUUUAAUCUCCUGAGAUCCCCUGAGGGAAAACUUGUGUAGUUCCGAUCUUUACACAGAGCAGAGUAGGAAUCAACUGAUUAAUGAUCAGAUCUCCACCCUCCUUUCCCUGUAAAGAUCAGACAGUAACCUUUGAGACAAAGUCCUAUAUUUGUCCAAAUGGUUUCACAAGAACACUUGGAAACCUGUUUUAAUUUCAUUUCUCCCUAAUGGAGGUCUAGAAGAAAUGACAAAGAAUCUAGGGUUUAUUCCUUUUUCCAAAAUAGCCUCAUUCCCUCCUCUCCCUAAUACUUGGUAUUUUCCCCACAGAGUGCCUAGAAUCUUAAUAGUGAAAAACAAAAAAAAUUAAAGCAGCAAUAUGUCACAAACAAAUCCAGACCUGAAAGGGUUUAUAACUGCACUAAAAAAAGAGGCUUUUUUCCCCCAUUUGUUGGGUUUUAAUGGUCACAUGUUGUAAGGGUACCCACUGAUUGACAAUCAAAUUGAAGAAAGUGCGUACUAUCCAAGAGACAGGGACUAAUGCACUGUACGAUCUGCUGAUCCUCUCCCUUCCUCCUCCUUUGUCUCCUUCUCUCUUGCCCAAGUGUGCUUCAGUAUCAUACACCGCUUUAAAAAUAACAUCCUUUCACAAGUGGCUUUACAUUUCCUAAAAUGCCAUAAGAAAAUGCAAUAUCUGGGUACUGUAUGGGGAAAAGAUGUCCAAGUUUGCAUAUAACCAGUACAUUUCAGCUUGCAAGUUACUAAACAUAGUAAUGCUGUUUUGAUUUUAUUUUCUUUUACAUCACUUAAAAUUCACAAGAAAAUAAUGUAGAUAGAACAAAUUGCAGAUAAGGGAAAAAAAACUUGAAUGAAAUGGAUUUCACAGAAAGCUUUAUGAUAAUUUUUGAAUGCAUUAUUUAUUUUUUUGUGCCAUGCAUUUUUUUCUCACCAAAUGACCUUACCUGUAAUACAGUCUUGUUUGUCUGUUUACAACCAUGUAUUUAUUGUAAUGUACAUAUUGUAAUGUUAAUUGUAAAUUAUCAGUUCUUAUUAAAACAUCAUCCCAUGAUGGGAUGGUGUUGAUAUAUUUGGAAACUCUUGGUGAGAGAAUGAAUGGUGUGUAUACAUACUCCUUGUACAUUUUGUUUUCUCCUGUAAUAUAGUCUUGUCACCUUAGAGCUUGUUUAUGGAAAAUUCAAGAAAAAACUAUAAAAUACAUAAAGAUAUAUAAAUUAAAAAAAAAAAAAACACAUAGCUGCAGGUCUUUGGUCCCAGGGCUGUGCCUUAACUUUAACCAAUAUUUUCUUCUGUUUUGCUGCAUUUGAAAGUAAGGUUAUGGUGGGGCUAGGGCUGGGCAUUUCACAUCCAAGCUUUGAAUCAAUUGGUUUUCUGGCAGUAGCUGGAUUUUACAAAACCACAGACAACCUCUGGAAGAUUCUGAGACCCUUUUGAGAUACAAGCUUAAGAACUUCUUGCCAUGAAGCAGCAUUGUUUAUAUGGUGAUGGUUUUCCCCAUCUGUUGAUCAGGAGCUACUUGGGUUAGCCACAUUUGUUUUCUACUUUCAAACACUACUGGGAAAAUAUAUUGUCCCGUGAUUAUAAGAAGUAUUUUUUGGCUUCUAGAGCACAUAGGUAAAUGAACUUGAUUUGAAACUAGAGCCAAAGGUCUCGAGUGCUGGUUAGUCCUUUAUUCGUCAGCUUCCUGUCAUGUUAAGAGAAUAUAUAAUAUGAAAAAGGUCAUUUUUUAACCCUGGAAAUUUUCUUCAACUGAAGUCAACCAAAUUUUUAAUAUGUGAGUCCAUAGGUACGGUGUACAAGACAUGUUUUAUAUGAUACCAAUUGACGUAGCAUAAAGGAUUUAUCAUUCUCUAGAAUUUGUUUCUGCAAAACUUACAUUGCUUUAGCAUUUUAAAACAUAACCUUUCACAAUGGCCAGCUCCCAACGCUAUGACACAGUGGAGGAUGAAACCUUCUUCCACUACUGCCCAGCCCUCAGAAAAUGUGACUUAGUGAAAGGAGAGAUUCUCUUUUUAGGAAAAAUGAGCCUCCUGUUAUUUUGUUUUCUUUUUUUUGACACAAACUGUAGAUUUUAGCAGCCCUGGCCCAAAGGAAUUUGAUUACUUUUGUUUUUUAAACAGUACAAAGGGGACACUAUAAUUACAAAAACACAUCCUUACUGAUUUUAGUUGUUUUUUAUUUUAUUUCAUUAGAUAAUGUUUUCAGAAUGGUAAAUUGUGUGUGAGCAUUAUAAAUGAUGAUUCUUUUAGUGGUUUCUUAGCCUCUCUUACAGCCCAUGGGGAUAGUACUGUACAUCAAUACCUUCAUAUGAAAUUUUUAUAUGCAAUGGAAAUAAAAGCAUGGGUUGAUUCUGCCUA
This is a messenger RNA of Myotis daubentonii (Daubenton's bat), 7728 nucleotides long. It is a transcript of the gene PDE4D, whose product is annotated as phosphodiesterase 4D. Gene Ontology annotation, biological process: signal transduction. The record is from RefSeq and is a predicted model, not a curated record. Gene Ontology annotation, molecular function: 3',5'-cyclic-nucleotide phosphodiesterase activity. NCBI's taxonomy places the organism in Eukaryota, Metazoa, Chordata, Mammalia, Chiroptera, Vespertilionidae.